Aspergillus versicolor CBS 583.65 is the source of this 765-nucleotide messenger RNA. RefSeq lists its product as uncharacterized. Lineage: Eukaryota; Fungi; Ascomycota; Eurotiomycetes; Eurotiales; Aspergillaceae. The record is from RefSeq and is a predicted model, not a curated record. The transcript is spliced from 3 exons. Bases 1 to 765 code for a protein of 254 amino acids.
AUGGGCUCAUUGAAAUGGCGUGCCAGAAUCUCCUUGUUGCAACUUGCUCCGCCGGGAUCGGACAGUCCAUUGAGAUCCGCACGAUUCAAGGAACAUCCCAGGGGUGCUCACCACGAUCAGUCCAAUACAGCUUCUGCAACUCUUGGUCCAAUUCCAGGUCAAUUGGCUCUGGCAACCCCUCCAGCAGCAAUUCAAUAUCGAUCUGACCCCCAGGAGUCUGGCCAACAGGCAGCCCUUCCACAUCCUUUGGAUGGAGUUCCCAAGCCCUACCAACGACUGCACGAUGAAUGCGACACUCCGUCUGGAUACCCCGGCCAUGCAGAGACGCGCCGAAAACAGCCCUCCAUCCCAACAGAGCCAAAGGUACAGAAAGGCACACCAACUGGGACACGAGAGAACUUUGUUGAAACUUGGAAACGAUCUGGGAUAGAUGCGGUGUGGAGGGCAGCAGCUCUCUUGCGCCUCCUGCUCGAAAAGGAAUAUUCUCUGCACUCGCAGCCACCCGAGGACGUAGAGGACGGCGGAGAAAAGGUACGGAAUGCCGGCCUACAUGUAGGUCGUGGAAGUCGGCAUACUCGAGCCCCAGCACUAGCAGUAAGCAGGAAGCCGGUCAAUAAAGCAGCCGGCCAGGCGCUCGGCCGCCGUACCAUGAAGGAAUUCGAGAACGUCAGGGUAUUUCACGGCCGACAUUGCGACUAUAAUGAGGUCCCGACGUCGGUGGCAGGCGUCUCUGGCGUCUCAGACCUCAAGGCAGCGCGUCCCUGA